Molecule: messenger RNA, 3795 nt
Organism: Arachis stenosperma
Lineage: Eukaryota; Viridiplantae; Streptophyta; Magnoliopsida; Fabales; Fabaceae
Product: LRR receptor-like serine/threonine-protein kinase EFR
Exons: 5
Coding region: 14-3667 (1217 amino acids)
Biological process (GO): protein phosphorylation; hormone-mediated signaling pathway
Cellular component (GO): plasma membrane
Molecular function (GO): protein kinase activity; protein binding; ATP binding
Source: RefSeq, a predicted model, not a curated record
UCCACCUUAGAACAUGAACAAUAAACUUUACUCUUCCUUAUGGACAUUCUUCACUUUCUGUUUUUCAUUGCAAUUGCACUACUACUUCUUCAUGAGCCUCAUUGUUAGUGGAACCAACUUCACUACUAGAGAUAAGCAUGCACUUGUUGCUCUCAAAUCUUCCAUAACUGAGGACCCUCACCACUUCCUCACACAUAAUUGGUCCACCAACUCCUCAGUAUGUAACUGGUUUGGUGUCACCUGUGAUCAUCGCCAUGGAAGGGUAAGAGCCUUGAAUCUUGGUGACAUGGGUCUUAGUGGUACCAUACCCUCUCAUUUGGGGAACCUCUCCUUCCUCAUUGAACUCAACCUUGGUGGUAACACUUUCCAUCACAACUUGCCACAAGAACUAGUUCAUCUUCGAAGAUUGAAGUCACUUAACUUGAGCUACAAUGAAUUCAGUGGUAAUGUUCCAAAAUGGAUAGGAGCCUUAUCUUCUCUUCAACACUUGAACCUUAGAAACAAUAGGUUUGGUGGUGUUAUUCCAAAGUCUAUAUCAAAUUUAACAGUGCUAGAGACCUUGGAAAUUGGCCACAAUCUUAUUGAAGGCUCCAUUCCAUAUGAAGUUGGCAGAAUGAGGCAAUUGAGGAUCUUAUCCAUGUCAGUAAACCAUCUCUCCGGUGUCAUUCCUCCAACUAUUUCUAACCUCUCUUCUUUGCGUGGAAUCAGUUUGUCUUAUAACUCUCUCUCAGGAGGCAUUCCAGUGGAGAUUGGUGAACUUCCGGAGCUAAGAGUGGUGUAUCUUGGAAAUAAUCCACUUGGUGGAUCCAUACCAACAACAAUGUUGAAUAGUUCAACGCUGCAAGACAUUGAGAUUGGGUCAAGCAACUUAUCUGGGACCCUACCAUCAAACUUAUGUGGUGGACUUGCAAGAAUCCAAGUGCUUUACAUAGCUUUCAACCUGCUUUCUGGUAAACUGCCUUCGGUUUGGCACCACUGCAAAGAGUUGACCGAUGUUGACUUAUCAAACAACAAGUUCAGCCAAGGGAACAUACCCCGGGAUAUUGGAAAUUUAACUAUGCUUGCUUCCUUGUAUCUUAAUCAAGCCAACUUACAAGGAGAAAUUCCACCCUCUCUUUUUAACAUAUCUUCAAUGAGAGUACUCAACUUUGGACAAAACAAAUUGAAUGGUAGCCUCACAGAAGAGAUGUUUCUUCAGCUUCCUUUACUAGAAUACAUUUAUCUGGUAGAUAAUCAAUUUGUUGGAAGUAUUCCAAAAACAAUAAGCAACUGCACCAUGCUCCAAGAGUUACAUUUGGGAAGCAACUACUUCACAGGUUCUAUACCAGAGGGCAUUGGAGAUCUUCUACUCACAAGCUUAAGCAUGGGAAAUAACCAUUUAAGUGGAUCAAUUCCCUCAAAUAUCUUCAACAUGUCUUCACUGAGUUACUUAUAUCUAGCAAAUAAUUCCCUCUCAGGUUCUCUUCCAUCACAUAUCAGCCUUGAAAACAUGGAAGAGCUAAACUUGUAUGGAAACAAACUUAGUGGAAAUAUUCCAAGUAGCAUAUCCAAUGCUACAAAGCUUAACUACAUGGACUUGAAGUUAAAUAAAUUCAGUGGAGUUAUCCCAAAUACUAUUGGGAAUUUGAGAAAUCUUCAGCAGCUUGAUUUAGGAUACAAUAAUUUAACCACUCAUUCUUCCACUCUUGAAUUAAUGUAUCCUUCUUCCUUGUGUGAUCUUUACAUAUCAGGGAAUCCAUUCCAUGCAAAGCUUCCCAAGUCAAUUGGAAAUAUGUCCAAUUUGGAACUAUUUGAUGCUGAUGCUUGCAGUAUUGAUGGUGAAAUCCCUUUGGAAAUUGGAAACUUAACCAAUUUGUACGCGCUAAGUUUGUACCAGAAUGAUUUAAGUGGAACCAUUCCAACUACAAUUAAAGGUUUGCAGUCUCUUCAAUAUUUGAAUCUUGGCAACAACCGUCUGCAGGGAACCAUCAUCAGCGAAAUCUGCAAAAUCAAGCAGCUGAGUGAGUUGUACAUAACUGAGAACAAGCUAAUUUCUGGAGAGGUUCCAACUUGCUUUGGUAAUCUUACUUCUCUAAGAAAACUUUACUUGAACUCCAACAAACUCAGUAAGGUGCCUUCUUCUCUUUGGAGCCUCAGAGACAUUCUUGUGGUGAACUUGUCUGACAAUGCUUUAACUCUGUCUCUUCCAAUUGAAAUUGGGAACUUAAAGGCUGUGACUUUCUUGGAUCUAUCAAAGAAUAUGAUCUCAGGAAGCAUUCCUGGGGCCAUUUCUGGAUUGCAAAAUUUGCAAAUUCUCAACUUAUCACAAAAUAAAUUGGUAGGGGGUAUUCCUGAUUCACUUGGCAGUUUGAUAAGUUUGACAGAUUUGGACUUAUCUCAAAACAACUUGUUUGGCUUGAUUCCAAGAUCAUUGGAGUCACUUCAUUAUCUUGAAUUCAUCAAUCUUUCUCAUAAUAAUUUGGAAGGAGAGAUUCCGAGUGGUGGACCUUUCAAAAAUUUCACUGCUCAAUCUUUCAUGUUUAAUAAAGCACUUUGUGGAAAUGCCAGAUUACAAGUCCCAGCAUGCAGUAAAGUAAAGAAGAAAGGGUCAAAUGCAAACAUAUUCUUCAUCAAAUGCAUAUUGCCUAUAAUGGUUUCAAUCAUUCUGGUUGUUUUCUGUGUGUUUUUUCUCGUCAGGCGUCGAAGAAAGAAUGGUGGUGAUACUAAUGAAGGAACAUUAUCAGCAUUACCAGCAGCCAGAAUGAUUUCGUACUAUGAACUAUCACAGGCAACUAAUGGAUUUGAUGAAAGUAAUUUGCUUGGUAGGGGCAGUUUUGGCUCUGUGUUCAAAGGUUUACUUUCAAAUGGGAUGGUGGUUGCUGUCAAAGUGUUUAACUUGGACUUGGAAUUAGGAUCAAAGAGCUUCAGCGUAGAAUGCGAAGCAAUGCGCAAUCUGCGCCAUCGAAAUCUCAUCAAGAUCCUAGAUUGUUGUUCAAGUAUAGAUUACAAGCUUUUAGUGAUGGAGUUCAUGCCUAAUGGGAGCCUUGAGAGAUGGUUGUAUUCUCAUAACCAUUGUUUGGACUUCUUGCAAAGGCUAAAUAUAAUGAUAGAUGUGGCAUCUGCAUUGGAGUAUCUGCAUCAUGGAUCUUCACCUAUAGUGGUUCAUUGUGAUGUCAAACCUUGUAAUGUCUUAUUGGAUGAAGACAUGGUUGCCCAUGUCAGUGACUUUGGCAUUGCCAAAUUGCUUGGAGAGGGACAAUCCAAAGAAUAUACCAAGACCAUGGCUACAGUUGGCUACAUUGCACCGGAGUUUGGAUCCAAAGGGAUUAUCUCUACAAAGGGAGAUGUAUACAGUUUUGGGAUAAUGCUGAUGGAAACAUUCACAAGAAAGAAGCCAACAGAUGACUUGUUUGUUGCAGGAUUAAGCAUGAAAGGUUGGAUUAGUGAAUCAUUACCCCAUGCAAUUGAUCGAGUUGUGGAUUCCAACUUGUUACAAGAUGUAGGUCACCACCAUGUUGAUGACAUAAUAGCAUCUACAUCAUCUAUCUUGAAACUGGCCUUGAAUUGUUGUGAGGAUUUACCUGAAGAACGAAUGAACAUGACAGAUAUUGCUGCAUCAUUGAACAAAUUUAAGGCCAUGUUUCUUAAAGCUAGUGACAAGGAUGUCGUGCGGUUUUGUAGAAAAUGAACCACUUUGUAAUAUGUAAAUGUUUAGUACAUUCCCUUUCUUUGCAUUUGAAUUUUGGCCUCAGUAGAGAGUCUAUAUUUUUCUACAUUAGGAACAUAAGAUGUUGCAAUAAACAUUAUCAAAAGAGG